CGAUGGCGUGCGCUCCGAUGCGCUCCACCUCUUCCGCCGGCGGCUGCGCCGACCGGGGACGCCGCGAGCGCCCGUCUUCAAUCCGGACGCGUCUUCUUGAGGACGGCCAGUGGAUGUGGCUGCGACCUGCAGCGCCGAUCCCCACCGCUGGCCGCUCGAUCGUCUCGGUUGUCACCUUGUGAAGUGCGAGACCGGCUUCGCACGCUCCGUCCUGGUGUUCCUGGAGCCAUGGAUUUGCAACCUCCGGGCAUUCGACUCGUCAGGCUACUCUUGCUCGCACUUGCUAUCGGUGUUCGCGGGAGUCCGGACGCCAAGCGGCUGUACGAUGACCUCAUAUCCCGGUACAACAAGCUGGUCCGUCCCGUCGUCAACGACACGGACGCGCUCACAGUGCGAAUCAAGCUCAAGCUCUCUCAGCUCAUCGAAGUGAACCUCAAGAACCAAAUUAUGACGACCAACCUCUGGGUGGAGCAAUACUGGGACGACUACAAGCUGAGCUGGGACCCUCGCGACUACGGCGGCGUGGACAUGUUGCAUGUGCCUUCGGACCACAUCUGGAGGCCGGACAUUGUGCUCUAUAACAACGCUGACGGCAACUUCGAGGUGACGCUGUCCACAAAGGCUCAGCUCAACUACACGGGCCGCAUCCAAUGGAAGCCGCCAGCCAUCUACAAAAGCUCGUGCGAGAUCGACGUAGAGUUCUUCCCAUUCGACGAGCAGACGUGCCUGAUGAAGUUCGGAUCUUGGACUUACGACGGAUUCAAGGUGGACCUCCGACACGUGGACGAGGUGCAAAAUCAGAGCUUGGUGGAAAUUGGUGUAGACCUGACGGAGUUCUACCUCAGCGUCGAGUGGGACAUUCUCGAGGUGCCCGCGGUGCGACACGAGAAAUAUUACACAUGCUGCGAGCACCCUUACAUCGACAUCACAUUCAACAUAAGCAUGCGCCGCAAGACGCUCUUCUACACGGUCAACCUCAUCGUGCCCUGCAUGGGCAUCUCGUUCCUCACCGUACUGGUCUUCUACCUACCUUCCGACUCAGGCGAGAAAGUUGCCCUCUCCAUCUCCAUCCUGCUCUCUCUCACCGUCUUCUUCCUGCUACUGGCCGAGAUCAUCCCACCUGCGUCACUAGUGGUACCGCUGCUGGGCAAGUACCUGCUGUUCACCAUGGUCCUGGUCACCCUGUCCAUAUGCGUCACCGUCGUAGUGCUCAACGUGCACUUUCGCACGUCUUCCACGCAUAGAAUGGCACCCUGGGUCAAGAAGGUGUUCCUCCAGGUACUGCCGCGCCUGCUCCGCAUGCCCCGGCCCGAGCAGGAAGACCCCCUCUUCAAGCUCGUGGUGCCUAGUUGCAACGGCGCCGAAGCGACGCGGGACCCGUACGCCACCGCCUCGACGAGUGCGUCACCGGGCCCCGGCUUUGAAGACAGCGUAUACCAGCGGGACGAGGACCCGAUCGUCUGCAAGGUGCACGGUCUUCGCAGAACUGCCAGCGAGACGUUCGCGGAGUACGCGACACAGCCGUCUUCCGUGGGGCACCGCCACCCAUCGCCACCUUCACCCUUGGUUGGCGGUGCACCAGCCAUGAGGCUCCACUUCUGCCCUGAGCUGCAGCGGGCGCUCGAGUCCGUGCACUUCAUAGCCGACCAUACGCGUCGAUAUGAGGAUCACAUCGAGGUAAAGGAAGACUGGAAGUACGUCGCCAUGGUGUUGGACCGGCUGUUCCUGUGGAUCUUCACGGCAGCCGUCAUUGUCGGCACAUGCGCUAUAAUUUUGGACGCGCCCACACUCUACGACACCCGCGAGCCCAUCGAUGUCCGACUGUCUGAGAUCCUUAGUGUGGUCUAUAAGGGACAUCAGUCCUAGUUAUCACCGCCCUUUCGAGCAUAGCAGCAGCAGAACUCAACACGAACUGUGUGUUGCAAAACAUGAGUGUUCGUACAUUUUAUUUUUUCUUUAAAGUGAUGGUGUUAUACUUAUGCAUUCAGCCCGAUACAGCAUGUCUUCUGAAGUUUCCGCACAUCCCACAACCGUGCGGGGCGCCUGCGUUGGCGCCACUUUUUAAGCCACGUGAGAACAACUCAAUGACUGCCUUGGUACAAUGGACCAAUGCGGGACGAGAGAAUGGAGCAUGCCGCAUUGCCAAGGCACUGACGUGUCGAAGGUACAAGGGUGUCGCGGCGUUCCCAUCUUGAUCCUCUACGCAGAAGUUUCAGUCUGAACUUCUUUAGUCCCACCUUUAACAAACGAAACGAAAGGUUAUAAAUAUAGCAAGACCACACAUACAAUUAGCUAUAACAUACGUGGUAACGCGCAAGGUAAGACUACCUCACAUGAAUUCAAUUUUUAGCGCGAAGCUUUCUUUGACUUAUUCCAGGCACAUCGCGUUGGGUAGCUUUAUAUCUCGCAUCAUUUAGGGCACUUCCAAUGAAGGCAAAUUCAUACAUGUCUUACACCCUGCGAAAAUUAAUAUCGUUCAAAGUUCUCGGCAAGUAGUUAACCAUGCAGAAUCGUUUGGCAUUAUCAGAUAGGCUGAAGUGUUUGCGUACGGCUAAGUGAUUCGAUCGUGCGUGCGAUCACAGCAGCUAGACGUCGACGGUAGUAUGAGGCAACUAGCAUCACGAAUGAUAUUUGCUUAUUUACUUUCGUACUACAGCUAAUAAACACUACAGCCUGUUUUGUUGGCAAAUGAACAUAUACGGAAGGGUUGGGUACAGUGUCAUACAAUGCCUGUGUAGCGUUGUCUGCUGCGAGAAAAACACUGGACAAUGAGAGCUGCAGUCUAACGCAGCACCUGAAAGUGCUGGGUGCCACCAGGGAAGCAUGGAAGGAAGUGGCGCGCUGUGGCGUUUGUGAGCGAUUCGCUAGUACGCGAAAUUCGAAGCAUGCGAAACGCAGGAGCAAAUUUGUGGCCGAAUGGAAACUGGCAGGCAACAGCACGUGCCAUCGCUCGUGCUAUACCGGUUGAUCAGUUUUAACUUUCCCGGAUUUUUUCUUAAAUUGUCUGUUAUAGAUAAUGUAAUUAUAAUCCUUGUGCUGAAUUAUACAAUGAUGCGGACAUUAUUUGCGCAAGAAAUUGAAACACUUGUUCAACUAAUUAAGAAACUCCCUAAUUAUCAUCUUAAUUGCAUCACACCACUUAUUGCGAUUUGCGAAUUGCAGCAGGUGAGACUGUAAAACGUAUCCACUUGAAGUUAUACUCCAGUAUGACACCGGUUUCGACAUAAGAUUUCAUUAAGUGCGGUACGAAAUACGCGGGCGUUCCAGUUACUUUUGUGCUUCAGUGCAUCAAAUUGCGUUUUCUUAAAGAAAAGUAAGUGGCACAGGGCAUUUCAACGACGAGUUUCACGGCGCAUAUAUACAGACUAGUGCCAUUCUGGAAAGUCAAUCCAAGAGGAGGUGCUUUGUAAGCUCACCGGCCACAUUUCGUAGAUUGCCAUAUAUGUCGUAAAAUAAUGAAUCAGGAAGUUAAUUAGUAAUUUUUCAAAAUUAUUUGAAUAUGUGUUUCGAUUCCUUGUGCGAGCAAAGCUCGCCUCUUUCUAUAAUCCAGUUUAUGGGCUAUAAAUAUGUUACCUGCAGCAGGCGAUUUUUUUAAAUUCCGAGGAACUUAAAGAAACCAUCACCCCGCAUAUGUGACGUGACGCAAGCGCCAGUCGUCUCCAAGAGUAAUUUGUCGUAGGCACAAGAGAAGUAUGCGCACGGUUGUUAGAGCAUCGCACUGUUGUGUUGCUGGCCGAGAUUUGGUCCCCCUAUCGGACACGAAACGAUGCGAGGCAGGAGCCUUCCUACCUAUAGCGCAAAGUGCCUGGAAUUAGCCAAAGAAUACUUCGCAUUAGGUACUCGUGUAGUGUGGUGAGCUCGAAGUUGCGUAUCUCAGCACAACAUUUCGGUGCUGUAAUCGCGACGCCACAGCCGAACGCCUAAUCCUUUCGUGUCAACGCCGAAUUGAUCUUUAGGGUGUCACGCGCGCGCGUGUAGCAUCAAAUUUUCCGAGCCAGAGCACGUGCGCGCGCGGCGCUUUGAAUUCGACCGUAGACUUUCGGCCUCUGUCAUUCACGCGCGUCACGUCACGUGCCACGAGCGAGUGCGGCGUUUUCAAUUAGACCAUAGACUUUCGGCUGCUGUCAUUCGCGCGCAUCACGUAGCAUACCCCGAGCGAGAGCACGUGCGCGUGUAGUGCUUUCAAUUCGACCGUAGACUUUCGGCCUCUGUCAUUCACGCGCGUCAAGUCGCGUGCCACGAGCGAGUGCAGCGUUUUCAAUUAGACCAUAGACUUUCGGCCGCUGUCAUUCGCGCGCGUCACGUAGCACACCCCGAGCGAGAGCGCAUGCGCGUGCGGCGAUUUCACUUCAACCGUAGACUUUCGGCCGCUGUCAUUCGCGCGCGUCACGUAGCACACCCCGAGCGAGAGCGCAUGCGCGUGCGGCGAUUUCACUUCAGCCGUAGGCUUUCGGCCGCUGUCAUUCGCGUGCGUCACGUAGCAUACCCGGAGCGAGAACACGUGCGCGUGUGGUGCUUUCAAUUCUACCGUAACUUUCGGCCGCUGUCAUUCGCGCGCGUCGCGUAGCCUACCCCGAGCUAGUGCGGCGCUUUCAAUUCGACCGUAAACUUUCGGCCGCUGUAAUUCGCGUGCGUCACGUCGCAUAUUAAAAAGAUGCGUAUAAAAGCUAGAGCAUGCCAGUUUCUCUCAUUCUUCCUUCUGAGCCGCUAACGCUUUGAGACCGUAUUUGAUAGCCUUCGUAAUCGGUUCACAUUUUUCAGUCCUCUUCUUGUAAGGGCUGUGCGAUAUUGUACCACCUUCGAGAUCAGCCCAGGUCGUAUUGGAACAGACGCUAAACGUUUGUUCGCUGAAGCACAAAAUAAUCUGUUGCCAUGCCCUCCUCGUCGCCGUCGUCUUGGCGCUGUCGUCAGAAACAUGUUGCUUCAUCUGGUAAAUAUGCUGAAUAACCAGCUUGUUGCAAAAUGCUUUGCGAAAAAUCCAUUCCCACAGUGGCGCAAUCUGAAUAUAAUAUUUCAGAUAACUAUUAAUGUUAGUGUGCUGCUCGCUCUUCGCUGUUAGAAAGGCAGGCGCGAAAAUAUCUACGGUGGUGGCCACAGGUCCAGAAGAUCGGAAUGAAAGAAACACUCGUGAAAAUGAAUAUAAGGAUCGCAUUAUUUAUCUAGAAGUUUGUUGUUGGCGAAACCCAGCAAUUACCACAACUGGUACAGAGUACUGUCAUCGCAAGUGGGCCGUGACCUUAUCCGAAUUAGUACAAAGCCGACAGUUAAUUUUGUGCGUACUACAAUGCUUAAAACUUGCUUUCAGAAGGCGCCUUGCAAAUGCGCAACAUGCGUUAUUGUUUCUUUUCUUUUUCGCGAGUAGUAUGUCUGAGGCUAGACGCAACAAGCCUAGAUUUCAGAGUAGUUAGUGUUUAGUGGUCAAAAGAAGCAUUAUCUAGAUUAAGUUGUCAGAAUUGUUAGCACUGACAUAAACACCUAGACGUAUUGCUCCUCCCAUUAAAGAUGUUUGCUGGUGACGUCCAAGGCUAGCUCACAUUUGCGUUCGGCGGUUGAUAGUUGAAUUUCAUGACAGUUAUUUCGCUCAGGUGCUAGCGGCACCAAGCGAUAAAUUCCUAAUUUUAUUCUUAGCCAUGUGACGCACAUGGGUAUUCGUGCAGAGAAUUAAUAGGCAGUAAGAAUACAGAGCAUCUCCUCCAUCAAAAAACUUUAGCCAAUUCAGACAACUUUCGCUAAAAUGUUUUCACCCAGACAUGGGCGGUUCCUCUUUGAACCGCUCUAGCAUGCCAAAUUAUUUUUGGUGUGUGCCGACAUGUGUGCCGCCUCUGUGCCGUCAGUCUCCGCAGGACCGGGGCCGUAUAAAUUCAAGCUAUUUCAUUCUGAUUUUAUUCCAAUCUACUCCCGGAAAAUCUACCCAACCGCCGACGCGAAGACCGGGUGGUGAGCCGAAAUUUUGUUUGAACCGCCCAAUCAAACACCCUCCCCCUGCAUAGUAGGACACGUCUGUUUGCUUUCAAAGCAAACAACAGUGGGUGCCUUGAAAGGUUUUAGGCUGGCAAGAGCCGAGGAGCGAGUAGAAGUUGAGAUGCUUGCGGUGGGGUCGAACUAUCACAGCGCAAGCAAAUAACCGGGUGAGGGGAGUAACGUCAUCGUCUGCGAUUGGUCCACUUAUUGCUUAGCAUACCAUGGGUGGUCGAAAAUUUGCGGUGGUGUGCAACGGGCAGUCGAAUAUGGCGCUAAAGCGGAUCCUGAGAGAAGAAGAGUUGGCAGAGCAGUGUCGUAUAUGUGUUUAGAAGGCUCGAUGACACUGUGCUGCUACGGGAAAAAAAAUAUACGUAAGGAAAUCCAUUCUCGCCGGUAUCUCCGAGUAGCCAAUGCAUGAAUGAUCGGCCAGCAGCCAUCUUUAUUUCCUUUCGGCACGGCGCAGUUACUGGCUAUUAAAAAAAAAAAAAACAUUUUUCUUCGGCAUAUCAGUGCCUCAUUAGUGCGUACACGUCACUUUGGCGCGGUGAGUUAUCACGGUGCUGUCACAUAACGUGACAUACAGGCGAGGUUGGUGCAACCAGAAAAAAAAUUGAGCAAUAGCGAGGGGCUGAUGGCAAAAAAAAAACAUGCGUGAAAUCGGAAACGGCUCUUAUCUUUCUUUUGUUCAACCAAAUCACGUAUAAUCAGCCUGCACGCGUCAUGUGAGAUGGGGAGCUCUCGUAGUUUUCGUGGUGUCGCGUGACAGACAGGUGAAGUGGGCGCCGCACUACAAUGUUUGACCAAUCGUGGAGGACUUAUGGCAGAAAUAGAAUACAAAGACAUUGGUAUAGCUCCAUGUUAUAGCGCCUCUGGAUCCAAGCGUUAUUGGAAGCGUGUAAAAUGCUGCCAACAUUAUAGUUAAAGUAUAUUUAUGCGUCACUUAUUAUUGGGACCGUUGUAUAUUUCAGCUACGGCUCGCGACGCCCUGCAGUCCGAGCACUGGCAUUGUUAGCGGUCACAGCUUAAGCUUACUGGCAUUCUUAAAUAAUAUUUUGACAAUAUUUUUACAAUGUAUCUAUACACUGUUAAUGCGUAUCACAAGUUUAUUGAGACGUUGAAGACAUUCUUGAACUGUUGGAAAGGAUAGUGGGGUAAAGAUAACGCCAUGUUAAUGUAUUUUUCAACCAGCCCCCUUGCACUUAACCAACGCCUGCAAUAAUUAUGAACGUUUUUUGGAAGCUUCCUUCGUUUCUCUUUCCUUUUUGAUCGUGAUGUUCGUAGUACUUAUGAGUUAAGUGAAUUGUCAAUAUUCUGGGUGUCUAUCACUGACGUGGAAUACCCUUGGCGCAUUUUGUGAACAUCGUCGAAGUAGAGCUAAUAGAGUAGCCAGAAACCUCCGGUCAUACUUCAGUGCGUCAUAGAAUGUACGCGCCUGCUUUCUUUCCAUUGAUGUAUUCAGGAGAAACCCUCUUUGUCCCUCUACUUCCAGUGCGAUAAACAACUAUGUUUUUCUGAGAUUAUCUCUUUUCUUGCGUGUUACAUUCGAGGACGCGUUUGGAGGAACUAAAAGCUGACUUAGAGUUAUUACCCUGAACCACGGGUUUACUCGUCAACAUUAGUGACACAAAUGAUCUUAAAGCGCGGAGAGGUGAGUGGUCUAUUCUCUCCUCUAUAACACUCCUGUCUCAUUCGUUUAUUUCGAUCUGGCUCAAUCAACUAAUCCGAGCCACGUGACCACUGAAGUAUUAGAGUGGUUAUUGAAUCGCAAGGGAGCCAGGCAAGAGUAUGUUUAUUUGAACAAAAUGAGACUGUCAUUCUUUCUGAACGUCCAAACUAUCGAAGGUAGUUGUCAGGCUUGCCUUGUUUCCGCAGAUGUCAGGCUAAAUGGUCCGUGAAACGGUUCGGACCAAUUUUGUGGACGCGUAGGCUACAGCUACAGUAAAUGAUUCGCACCACAAUUUGUUUGAAGCGUCUAAUAUUAAUAAUGCUCCUUACGAUUACAAUUUACCCUCCUCCAUAGCCAUGCGUUUUCUCCUCAAUUCAUUCGCCGAAUGAUCGGGGCUAACCUCCGCCUUCACUGGCUCUGCGUCAUGAUGGGACGUUGUGUCGUCUACUUCCGGUUGUCUUGGAGCCAGCGCGCGAAGCCUCUCCAACCUCUCGGCCAGCCUCCUGGCAGUCGACCCCAAGCGAGAGCUAUCGAAGCAGCGUGCGUUGCGAGCAUAGCGUGUCCGGUAUUUCGGUAACCACAGGCGAGCUGGGCGUUUCGACUGAUGGGUGGAGGCGUAAACUAAAGCCCCUCCAUUCUACUAUUGCUGUGAUGAAAGAGUUUUAGCGUAGACUUAUGUGAGCGGCCUGAUCGGUUUGCACGGUCCAGCCACCUGGUGGCGCAGAGGUUAAUCAACCAAACAGAUAGCUAAUAUUGCUCUAAUCAAAUUUAAAACAUUUACAAAAAACAACGUGUCAACGAUUACACUACUGCCGAAACUUCUCACCAGCAGCAAAGUAGAAUACACUUCGUUACUGCUAUAUUAGUUCUGUGUUUGGUUGAGCUCUGUGCCACCACGUAGCUGCACCGUGCAGACCAUUCAUGUUUGCGCCUAGGCUUAUACCGAAAACGGCCAGGCCCAGUCCGCUUACGCUUGCGUUUACCUGAACACAGAACGCCCGAAGUGGCAGUAAUCCUCCGGCGUAAAGUGACGGCGGACGACACUUGCAGCGUGCCGGAAGUGUUGAAUGAAGUGAUAAACUCUCCUUGUGCAUUCUCUUUCUUUUACUUUCUUUCCUAUAAAAACCAAUCAACUAACAUUCCAACUAUAACAAACAACAUUUGUUCGCCAUAAAGUUAGCAAAUUAUCGACGGCGCGCCCUCGGCAGCCAAUCGGAUAACUUGCCCUAGUGGCGUCAUAUGGUAACCUCGCGUCACCUGGUCAGGGGCGGCUCAAAACUCAGUCCAGUGGCCUGCUGCGAUCCGUAGCGAUGUACAUUUUUAAAACUUUAUAAUAAAUUACACGCUUUACGCGGAGCACUUAGAUGCGUCAAGUAAUGAUCAGAAGAACCUACCCCAAUAACUUAGCACGUUUGUACAACAUCGUCAAAAUCGUUUCAGGUUUCCUUUAAGUUCGGCACAAGAAAUGUUAUAGGUGCUGAAAUAGUGAGGCGCUUACAUUGAUAUUUCUUGCUAUGAACGCGUCCAUAGCGCAUUAGGCAAAUGUGCGAAAAAGCGGCCACGUUCGAGUAAUUUCGAGUAAAACCCCGCAGCUUUCUUGGGACAUGUACGCCAAGAGGAGUUCACUUUGAAAGCUAUAAUUGGUCAGUGACGAACCAAAGGCUGUAGCUGACAGUUUGGAGAGUGCUAUCAGAAAAGCGAGUUCCUUCGACACCUGGAAAUGAACACGGGCACAGCAUGACUCCAACGGCGAGCGUUCGACAAAUGGACCAGUUUUCUACGUGUCGGCAAUCAGAUAUUUCACUUUGCAGAAACGCUAGUGCAGCUCUGAAGGUGAGCCAUAGUUUACCUCUAUUCAGCAGAAGUUUCCAUUUUCAAUCUGCCCUUGUUGUCACAAUCGCAUAGCGCUAAAACUACAGUAUAAAAACAGCUGCACCCUUUGGAGUCUAUAUUUGCCACGCAACAAUAAUCGUCAUCUGUCUUGCCCGCAUUUUCUUUCUUAAACGCUGCGAACCCGGUACUUCGAAGUCACGAAUGGCAUGCGCGUUAUCAACAUGACAGAGCAUUCUCGACAGGUAUGUACGAGAGCAGCGUUUUCAAUAAAGGAAAUGUGGCCAAGACAUAUGACGAGUAUUGUUGUGUAGCAAAUAUACACCCCGAGGGGUGUACACUUUUUUUAGAGUGUAACCGCUGCUACCAUGGGCACCAUCCCGCUUUUUUGCGCGUUAACGCAAAUCGCACGUGCAACUAGUAGGCACAGGGCACUUAGAUAAUCCGCCGGAGGCUGGCAUGUGCCCGGGAUGGUAACAGUAAACACUAGCGCUAUGCCAAAAGUUUAUUUGUUAUGGUACUUGCAAAACGCAGCGAUAUUAAAUUGCUGAGCGCCUUCGUGCUGCUUUGUGUGUUUUGUAUAACGGUUUUGAACUUGCGUUAACUUGAUUGUAUGGACUGUUGAUGGUAGUUAUUUUUUCGUAAGUCAUGCCCUUCGUCAUGCCCAUGGAUUAUACCUUUUGAAGACGAAGCAUCGGGCUUCAUCAUGCAUGAAGGUUUCGAGAAAACAUUCAUGUAUACGCAUGUACAGCCUUUGUGCAAAGUAUGCGGGCAAUGGUGCGCGGGACCGGUAGUUCUACUAUAAAGCUUAUGCUGUGGCUCCUCUGUGCUACUGUGCGACGCAAUUUGACGAGAAUCUAUUCACUCUGCGAUGCGUUGGUUUAAUUAAAAUGUCAUGAAAAGCCUUCAUGUUCAUAGAUGUCACACGCUUCUUAUCGACUACACUGAGGAGCGAGGGAUCCAUCCUCCCGACUUGAAGUCAUUCCCACAUCCACUGCAGGGGGAGCUUCAAGUUCAGGCGCGCUUUUCUGCACGUGAAUAUGGAUAUUAGAGCAGGGACAAAGUCUGCUGCGGUGCGGUCAAUAUACUUUUCACAAAGGUUGGUGUCCGCAGUGACGGGUUGAUGCAGAUUUCUGGUACAAUCUCUACUAGGCAUUAAAAAGAAAAGGAAGACGUUGAACCCGCUUUGUUAUGUUACCUUUUCAAUCAUAUUUGAAAAGGCGUAUAUACAUACAUCUCCAAAGUGCACAUGUCGACACACCUUGUUUCCGUGACCGUGUUACGAGUGAAGAUUGCCAAUGAGGGACCCAUUUUGUUCUGGUGAAGUUCUAGUAAAUAUGAUAGUGUUGUUGGGUGUUAAUUAUUGUCAGUAUCUGCGUUACGACUUCAAGGUUUACUGCUUAAUAAAAUAUGUUGGUAAUCA
Dermacentor andersoni is the source of this 10880-nucleotide messenger RNA. RefSeq names its product acetylcholine receptor subunit alpha-like. Gene Ontology annotation, cellular component: postsynaptic membrane. Lineage: Eukaryota; Metazoa; Arthropoda; Arachnida; Ixodida; Ixodidae. The record is from RefSeq and is a predicted model, not a curated record. Gene Ontology annotation, molecular function: transmembrane signaling receptor activity; acetylcholine-gated monoatomic cation-selective channel activity. Gene Ontology annotation, biological process: monoatomic ion transmembrane transport.